GUGACACUAAAAAAUUACACCGCCUCUCUUUUCUUUUAUUUUCAUUUUUCCUUCUUGCGGUGUCUCCUGUUGCUCAUCUGUGUAAAAACACAACGGAGUUUCGAGAGAGAGAGAGAGAUGGGGGGCGGGAGUGUAACAGGGAGAGCCGUAGAAGCACUGACCGCAUACAGAGUGCUGCUGAGAGCGACUCGGAGGACGUUCGCCGGCGACUCGCUGAUGCUGACCCAGUCGGCGGCGGAGGUAAGGAAGAAGUUUGAAGAGAACCGUGGCGUGACCUCCGAGACGGAGAUUCAGAGACUCCUCGAGGAGGCUCGCGAGGCCUCCCAUUUCAUAUCCAACAUGAUCGUUCAGGCCAAGCUCAACUCUCGUGGUGGUUACGAAGUGAAGCCGGGUCAAGAGCAUGUAGGAGCAACACUUGAGGUUCCUUCCGAAGAGAUCAUUAGAGAGUCUGGGUAAAGGGGAGGAAGUAUGGAUGGUAAUGCAAGAGGUGCUAGGCCAUGGGGGUUGCUUGUUUUGUGAUGGAUGGACCGUCAAUCCUGGUGAUGUUCCAACUUCUGCAGAUUUUUCCUUUGAAAUCUAUCCUUUGUCUUUCAUCUAAUUCACAGUUUUUCUAAUUGUUGAGAAAAUUUACGUGGCGAUAAUGAUUGUUGUCAUAAUAUGUUCUAUUGCAAAUCAAGAAUUAGCUUUAA
Cornus florida is the source of this 689-nucleotide messenger RNA. Its product is annotated as mitochondrial zinc maintenance protein 1, mitochondrial. The transcript is spliced from 2 exons. Lineage: Eukaryota; Viridiplantae; Streptophyta; Magnoliopsida; Cornales; Cornaceae. The record is from RefSeq and is a predicted model, not a curated record. The coding region runs from base 118 to 456 and encodes 112 amino acids. Gene Ontology annotation, biological process: mitochondrial respiratory chain complex III assembly.